Drosophila erecta is the source of this 719-nucleotide messenger RNA. It is a transcript of the gene Dim1, whose product is annotated as thioredoxin-like protein 4A. The coding region runs from base 121 to 549 and encodes 142 amino acids. The transcript is spliced from 2 exons. The record is from RefSeq and is a predicted model, not a curated record. Gene Ontology annotation, biological process: mRNA splicing, via spliceosome. Gene Ontology annotation, cellular component: spliceosomal complex; U5 snRNP; U4/U6 x U5 tri-snRNP complex. NCBI's taxonomy places the organism in Eukaryota, Metazoa, Arthropoda, Insecta, Diptera, Drosophilidae.
UCGAUACGUAAUCGAUGUUUAAUAAAACACAUGCUAUCGUUGCUAGUCCAUCUCUAAUUUGUGAGACUUUGUUUAUGUUUUAAUUUUUCUGCGGUAACUUGAUAUAAAAAACACGACAGGAUGUCGUAUAUGCUCCCGCAUUUGCACAAUGGCUGGCAGGUGGACCAGGCCAUUCUCUCCGAGGAGGACCGCGUAGUUGUAAUACGCUUCGGUCACGAUUGGGACCCCGCCUGCAUGAAAAUGGAUGAGGUCAUGUACAGCAUCGCCGAGAAAGUGAAGAACUUCGCUGUCAUCUAUUUGGUGGACAUCACCGAGGUGCCGGACUUCAACAAGAUGUACGAGUUGUACGAUCCCUGCACGGUAAUGUUCUUCUUCCGCAACAAGCACAUCAUGAUCGAUUUGGGCACGGGCAACAACAACAAGAUCAACUGGCCACUGGAGGACAAGCAGGAGAUGAUUGACAUCGUGGAAACGGUGUACCGAGGUGCCCGUAAGGGUCGGGGUCUGGUCGUCUCGCCCAAGGACUACUCCACCAAGUACAGAUACUAAAGUGGGUCGCGUACCCCGUCUACUUAGUUUAAUAUAUUUCAUUUAGGCGUAACAAAUUGAUGAUCCCAAAUAGAAGCGGCUGUCACUUGGCAACUUGUGUAUAUGUAUUUUCUUCUGGUUUAUUUUUCACUUGUCACAUUUCUCAUUAAUAUCGCUAACAUGUACAUCAA